AUGGCGCAAUACUUGGAUUCGGAUCACCGUCAAAUAUUAUCCCCACAAUACCAAACCAGAUCUCUAGAUAUGAGUACCAAACUUCAAGAAAACAAACCAUCCUUCUGUAUAGAUGCUUUAUUAUCUAGAUCGGAUGCUUUACUUGCCAGGACAGAUUCCAUAAUAACCAGAACGACAGAUCGAGACCAGGUCAAUUCUCCAGAAACCUCACGAAGUAUAUCCCCAACUUCCACGAGAAGUAGAAGUCCUCCUAUAUCCCCUGGCAGCGAAGAAAUACCGCAAAGCACAUUUGUUCCAAGGCCAGGAUUACUGAGUCACAUCUAUCCCAACGGAGGAGGAUUUUAUGGGUAUCAGUCGCAAAACCAAAGCUCCGCAUUCCACUCGCUAGAUGGAAGUAUGGUUCAAAAAGUUCAUAUCCCGUAG
Messenger RNA from Diabrotica balteata, 423 nucleotides. The record is from the annotation of a GenBank genome assembly. NCBI's taxonomy places the organism in Eukaryota, Metazoa, Arthropoda, Insecta, Coleoptera, Chrysomelidae.